AUGAGUUUUAUGGAUCUGAUGGCUUUGAUCAUUUCACCCCAGAAAGCCACUAAUGACCGCUUGCGUAUCUAUGAAACCCUAGCUUCUUUAACGCACCUAGGCGUAGUAACGAUAAGGUCCUUCUUUUGCAAGCUAGAAUCUUCAGAUGGACGGAUAUUCUCAUCAUAUAUCGUCUACUAUGAAGAUCCACUCACCGCCAAAAACAAAAACAUUUUCCUCCUACUCACAACACCAUCUUCUUCUCCUUCUCCUAUACCAAAAACCCUUUUCAAAUUCUUCUCCAUUUCCACCACUAACCCACAAUCUUUCACCGUCUCUUACCUCAUCAACAACUGCGGCUUCUCCCCAGAAACCGCUUCCAAAGCUUUCCAAAAUCUCACUCUCUCCAACUCCCAAAAACCCGAUUCAAUUCUCGCCUUCUUCACUACCCACGGCUUCUCCAUCUCCCAACUCCGCGACAUCAUCAGACGUGAACCCUGGCUACUCUCAUGCGACCCCAACAAGGUUCUUUUACCAAAGUUUCAAUUUUUACUUUCCAAAGGCGCUUCUUCCUAUGAUAUUGUUCGUAUUGUUAAUUCAAGCCCUAGACUUCUUAGAAGAAGCUUAGAGAAUCAUAUAGUUCCUGCAUAUCAAUGUGCAAAAGGGUUUCUUCAAUCUGACAAAAAAACCAUUGCUUGUGUUAAACGUUUUUGUUUUCUUUGUCAAAGUGGGCUGCCUGAAAAUGUCAAAUUGUUGCUUGAUAAUGGAGUUUCUCACUCUAAUAUUGCUAGGCUGUUUCAUUGGUGGCCUAGUAUAAUUUGCUCAUUUGAUUUGUUGCACACUGUUGAAGAACUGAAAGAACUCGGUUUCGAUGGCUCCACUUCCGCUUUUAGUAAGGCGUUUCUCGCGAAGAGAAGUGCCACUAAAGCGCAGUGGGAUGAGAAAGUUGAAACCUUUAAGAAAUGGGGCUGGUCUGAUGAACAGAUUUUUGAAACAUUUAAGAAGCAUCCUUUCUGUAUGCUGGUAUCGCCUCGGAAAAUCAAUGCAAUCAUGGAUUUUUGGGUUUACCACCUAGGUUUGGAUUCUUUGGACCUUGCCAGAGCUCCUGGAAUUCUUCAAUGCAGUCUCGAGAAGAGGAUUAUUCCUAGAGCUUCGGUUGUGCAGUUUCUUAUCUCGAAAGGCUUGCGACGGAAGGAUGCAGGCGUGUAUACGCCGUUUGUUGUAUCUGAGAAGUUGUUUGUGGAGAAGUUUGUGAAAGGCUUUGAGGAGCAUUCUUCUGAUCUCAUAAAGCUUUAUGAGGAAAAACUGAAUCUUGCAGAUGGUAGGAACGGCAUUCAGCUGGUGUGA
Molecule: messenger RNA, 1326 nt
Organism: Vicia faba (fava bean)
Lineage: Eukaryota; Viridiplantae; Streptophyta; Magnoliopsida; Fabales; Fabaceae
Source: the annotation of a GenBank genome assembly